Molecule: messenger RNA, 633 nt
Organism: Alternaria ventricosa
Lineage: Eukaryota; Fungi; Ascomycota; Dothideomycetes; Pleosporales; Pleosporaceae
Gene: PAB2
Product: poly(A) binding protein Pab2
Exons: 4
Coding region: 1-633 (210 amino acids)
Molecular function (GO): RNA binding
Source: RefSeq, a predicted model, not a curated record
AUGUCCGACGCCGAGGUUAUCGAACAGAAGCGCGAGGAGGAUGAGCGCCUCGAUACCGCCGAAGACCCCAACGAAGAGGAAGAGAUCUCAGCAAUGAGGCGACGCGUACAAGAAAUGGAGGAAGAAGCCCAGAAGCUACGCCAGAUGCAGAGCGAGACGGACCUAGAACGCCACGAGAUGCGCGAGAGCAAAGAAGACGUCGACGCGCGCAGUGUCUUUGUCGGCAACGUCGACUACGGCGCUUCCCCCGAAGAGAUCCAGGCACACUUCCAGAGUAUCGGAAGCAUUAACCGUGUGACGAUCCUGCUCGAUAAGUUCACAGGUCAUCCCAAAGGGUAUGCGUAUGUGGAAUUCACAGAACCACAUCUGGUCAAUGAGGCCUUGGUCCUUGACAACAGCCAGUUCCGCAGCCGGAAUUUAAAGGUCGUCCCCAAGCGAACGAACCUCCCCGGUAUGACACGAGGCGGACGCGGCGGCCGAGGCGGUCCUCGAGGCGGAUACGGCGGACGCGGCUCACCAUACGGCGGCCGUGGUGGCUACGGUGGCGGCUACGGCGGCGGCGCUCCACGAGGAGGCGGUUACCGUGGUGGAUACCGUGGCGGAAGAGGCGGAUCGGCAUACCGCCCAUACUAA